AAGUGUUUCUCUUUUCUUUUUACAUUUGACAAAACAGCGACCGUUUUCCAGCGCAUUCUAUAAAAUGUUGGGUACAAAAUGUCUCCAGUGUGGUAGCGUCUAAAUCUAAAAUAGAUAUUACUGUAAGGAUUUUUUUUUUGCUUAUUUGAAGAGCUAACCAAUAAAAAAAGCCGGUUAGCAUCCCGGCUAAUGUAUGAGCUACCAUUGUUAUUUGGUUGAAUACAAAGGAGCUAGAUAUAUUUCCUGCAAUAUAGCUCAUCUUUCUAAUGAAGUACACGCCUUUUGCUUUAUUUAUCAGGUAGUUUGUAUGUAUGGCUUUUUGGAGUUUGUUAAAACUGGUUUCUCAGCUGAAAAAGUCACUAUUAAUUUCGACUCAACCAAACCAAACAGUGUUUCUGGCGUCUAUCCAAGCUUUGUUAAUAACUGGAUUGACAGACUUUGAACCGUUAAGGAGGGCAAAGGUUGAGACAAAAAAUCAAGCAGCAGCUGCAUCUUUUUACAAAGGUUUGAGUUUUUGUCAUCCCAGUGUUGGAAAUGAAGCCAUGAAUCAAAACAAAGCAAAGACAAAUAUGGAUGCGCGUCAUAAAAGUGGAGCAGGCGGCCUACGCGGCAUAAAAACAAAAGCUAACUUCAAAAAACAACAGCUGAAGUUUAAAAAUAACCUUGAUCAAUGGUUGGUGAAGCCUUCAAAAAGUUCAAGCGCAACAGGAGAGAGUCCAGGCCAGAAGGAUGUGGAAAUGACAGAUGAUCAGGGGUCUCAAAACCCUUCAGCUGUUAUUGUAAACUAUGAAAAUGCUGAGAAAUCUGAAGUUUUUACAAUGGAUGAAGACACGGAGAUACUAACACCACAAGACUUUAGUGAGGACAGUCCUUUAAAGCCAGAUUCCAACGACACCGAAGAGAUCGAACUGACACAGAAGCUCUCUCCCUAUCAGGAGGAGUUAGACAAACAAGAUGAAGCUGGAUCUUCACACUCUAUUAAUCAGAGAGCCAAAAUUACAGAUUUUUUUCCGGGGGGCUCGUCACAAACUUUCAACGUGAAAAAUGGUUGCCGAGAUACGACUUCAGAGGAGCAAGAUCCCAAAAAGGAAGGUACACCUGCUGACGUUAAAUGGUUGGGAACACCAAUCGGCGAGCUGAGGAGGAUGCCGGACUGUGGUGGGCCGCUUCGUCCACUGGAAGAUGAUCCUGACCAUCACACCGUCAUGAUAAGGACAGACCUUCUUGGAAAUCUUAACGCUCCUGUCCCAAACCCAGCUACAUUUCUCGAUACAUGGGAUGAUAUCCAUGUGAAGAUGCCCUACUCACAGAGGAAUCUAUUUCCAAUUGGUGAUGAGAACAAGAGUCGGUGGGAUCUAAUCAAACAAACUUUAAACAAAAAGUUUAAAAACGCUUCUGAGUUGAAGGAUGCAGUGCUGAAAUAUUGUGCAUCAAAUGCCAAAAAAUGGGAUUUUACUGCAUUGGACUUGUACUGCAACAAGGUCUUGGAGCCUGAUGCUGUGGAACAUCUGUUUGAAUCUCUGCUGCCAGACAUGGUUCAAUUAGCACUGAGAGCAUCUGAGCUCUGUACCAAGCCUAUCCCCCUGCUGAAAAGAGGCAUGAAUCACUCCAUCACCAUGUCUCAGGAGCAGGUGGCAUGUCUUCUAGCAAACGCCUUCUUUUGUACCUUCCCUAGAAGAAACUCCAGAAAGACAGAGUACUACAACUACCCAGACAUCAAUUUUUUCAGGCUGUUUGAGGGAUCUUCAUCCAAGAAAAUUGAAAAGCUGAAAACUCUUAUGUGUUAUUUUAAGAGUGUCACUGAACAAAAGCCAACAGGACUGGUGACGUUCAGCCGUAAAAGAUUGGAUAAACCUCCCAACUGGAAAAGUUCGCAGACUUUGCUCACAAGGCUCCACAUUACAUGUGAGGGAACGAUCGAGCAAGACGGUUAUGGGAUGCUUCAGGUGGAUUUUGCCAACAAGUUUGUUGGAGGAGGAGUCAUCAGUGCUGGACUUGUUCAGGAGGAAAUCCGUUUUCUCAUAAACCCCGAGCUCAUCGCUUCUCGUCUCUUCACUGAAGCCCUGGAUGAUUAUGAGUGUCUCAUUAUCACAGGAACACAGCAGUAUAGUAAAUACACCGGUUACUCUCAGACCUACAAGUGGGCCGGCUCUCACCAAGACACAACUCCAAGAGAUGAUUGGGGAAGGCGAUGCACAGAGAUCGUGGCCAUUGAUGCACUUCUCUUCAGGAACUUUCUCGAGCAAUUUCACUGCGACAAAAUCAACAGAGAACUUAAUAAGGCUUACUGUGGCUUUUCUCAGCCUGAAAAGGAAAGUCGAAACCUCGCUGCAGUAGCCACAGGAAACUGGGGCUGUGGUGUUUUUGGAGGUGACACACGUCUCAAAGCUCUGAUCCAGAUGUUGGCAGCUGCUGAGGCGGGCCGAGACGUCGCUUAUUUCACCUUUGGUGACAGCCAGCUCAUGACAGAUGUCCACAAGAUGCACUCCUUCCUCACCCAGAGGAACAUCAGUGUUGGGGAGGUGUACGAUCUCCUGGGGCAGUACUACAAUUCAGUUUGUAGGAACAGCCUCAGUCGGCGCCCUGAUGUCAGCCUCUACUCCUUCAUCUACAGACAGCUCAGACAUUCUGUGGAGCCUGCUGAGUCCGGCCAACAUUCACCCACAGAAUGCCCUUAAGCUCACCAGGCUGAAGAAUCACUAUGCCUUAAAGUGAGAUGGAAAAUAAAGGACUACCAUAAUCAACAGAAAUAAUUAAAAGGCUCAAAAAUGACAAUUCAUAUUACUAUUAGCUUUAAGAUAGGUGGUUUAAGUUCAUGAUUUAUAUUUUAUAAAGCAUAUCAAAAACAUAUCCAUAUUAAUAUGCCUUCAACGUGUAUUUAGCCUUUUCAUUUUAACUGGUUCAGGUUUAUUGGAUUUCAAUAAUAUCAAUAACUUAAUAAUAGGCUGUCUAUAUUAAUCCCAUGUUAAACUACAAGGAGAGAAAUAAAAGUAUCAAAAUGUGGAAGGGGAUUAAUAAACUACAUUCACAAGAGAAACAUGGAAUUAUUAGGCAUAGAAACACAGAUAAAUAAACAUUUUGCCUUGAUUUAUACAUCUGAAUUCCUUUACACUUACUUUUUUUUGUUCUCAGAGGAAAAUCCAAAUGGUAUUGGGCAUUUUAAUUAUUUCUUUAUGUUUUUGUUUUACUCUGGAAAUGUUUAUGGUUUCUGGUCUUUGUAAUAUUUAUAUAUGAACAAAAAAUGCUCUUAAUACUUGACACCUAGAAAUAAAGAAGGAGCAACCUGUUCAAAGCCAAACUCUGUUAGAAUGCUGCUUGGUUCUUUAUUUUGUUUCUGUGGGUAAUACAGCAGCUGAUUGAGCUCCAUUUUUAUUGACAAUGCAAAGGUUGCCAUAGAUCUUCCAUGUUUGUCAUGUAGCUUGGUUUUAAACCCAUACUACUUAGUUUGAGAUUCUUUUUUUUCUUCAGAAAUUAAGUUAAAAGUAUGAGAAUAAAAUUGUAGCUAAAAAGAAGUUUGGAUUAAAAAUGCAGUCCUGCUUUGUAUGUAUUUAUUUCAUUACAAUGUUGUGUUUUGACUGAAAUUGAUUGGAUGUUUUCCUUUUCCUAAUGGCAUUACAUUUAACUUGAUGUGAUUUUCUAUCCUUCCACUGGUCUUAUUGAUAUUCAUUGUUUUAAAAGUACUAUAUAAUUUUUUUCCUAAUGUAUUUUGUUUUGGAAUUCAAAAAAAGUUGUAAAUAAAAUAAUUUCAGUUUCUUUUCCCCCCACCUCUAAUGAAAUGAAGCUAUAUACAUCACUGAUGAAUUUCUGAAAUAUUAAAAUGAUAGUUUUAAGUUGGUGUUAAAGGUGAGGAUUUAAUAAAUUCACAGGGUAAUAUAUGUAAUAUACCUAUAUUUGUAAUAUAACUAUUGUACCUAUUUUUUCAGUUUUCUACAAGUGAAACCCAUUUCAUCCCAAAUGACAGUAAACAUUUUUAUUUAAAUAUAAAAUUAGUUUAGUUUGUUCCUGUGGAUAAACAAGUGGGCAAGUUUACUAAAGAGAGAGUAGGUGUCAAAGCUUUGUUCCGUCUGCCUUUAUGGAAUCAGGACCCGAGACAGCAGGUUGCUCUUUGCUGCAUGCUGAGUUCAAAAAACAGCCUUUGGUGGCAAAUCUCCAGGGGGAUCCACCCUAGACUCAAACAGAGUAUCCUACUGGAGUGUUCUCCCUACCAGUUAACGUCAUGUGUGUUUUUGACCUUUAGACUGACACCUUUAGUAGAACGGACGCAGUAGUGUAGUUAGUUGGAGGAAAGUCUGAUCCAGUGCCUUACAGAUGUUGCUAUACCUCUUAAAAUGUUUCCAACAUGAUCUGAAAUUGUUUUUAUUUUGUUUUUGCAAAUAAAUUCUAAAAAACUAA
Molecule: messenger RNA, 4392 nt
Organism: Cyprinodon tularosa
Lineage: Eukaryota; Metazoa; Chordata; Actinopteri; Cyprinodontiformes; Cyprinodontidae
Product: poly(ADP-ribose) glycohydrolase-like
Exons: 17
Coding region: 312-2678 (788 amino acids)
Biological process (GO): regulation of DNA repair; carbohydrate metabolic process; nucleotide-sugar metabolic process
Cellular component (GO): cytoplasm; nucleus
Molecular function (GO): poly(ADP-ribose) glycohydrolase activity
Source: RefSeq, a predicted model, not a curated record